Colletotrichum scovillei is the source of this 2610-nucleotide messenger RNA. RefSeq lists its product as uncharacterized. Lineage: Eukaryota; Fungi; Ascomycota; Sordariomycetes; Glomerellales; Glomerellaceae. The coding region runs from base 600 to 2417 and encodes 605 amino acids. The transcript has a single exon. Gene Ontology annotation, molecular function: DNA-binding transcription factor activity. The record is from RefSeq and is a predicted model, not a curated record.
UGAUGAUGGCCCUCCACUGCAAAUCCUUGCCUCUUCCUCCUCGUCUCUCAAUCUGCCCUCUCGCACUCCUCGCUGGCCCACAUGAGGCUCUGCAAAGAAUACGUACCCGUGCUUUUGGGGUUUCUUGCUCUCCCCAGCGCUCUCCCAGAGCUUUUGGCUGGGUCCGCCUAGGCGACUGCCCUGCGGUAUCCCCUGUGCUACCGAUAUGCCAACCCACCUCAUUGACUUAUAUACAUCAAGCUCCGCCACGCUGGUCGGUCUGCGAUGACAUUAUCGUGUCUCUUGCUGUUCAGACCAAGCACGGAAGCAGCAACUCUCUAGAUUCUUACACUUGUUGCAUUGUUCACUCACUUAUAACUGCCUCGUCCUUUCGUCUUAGUCCGCGGCACAUCCUUCAACUUUCCAACAUCAACAGCCCUUUGGUCUAGCCUUGGACAUAUAACCCAGUACGAUCGGAUCAACACUACAACGUCUUUCCAUUGGGAUACUCCCUUGCCACUUUCUCUUCUAAGAAGGUCUAUAUUCAGGAUUCUGUCCUGACCCGUUGGAGUAUACUACCACUGGAAUCUCGGAUCUUCCAUUUUGAGCAAGCACGCAACAUGGCCUAUUACUAUGACAAUGUCCAUGGAGGACAUUUUACCCAAGACCAGGUACCUUACUACGAAGAACAGAGUUACAGCCAGAUGCCCAUGGCUUACCUUGGAAGCUCAACAACCUCGAGCUCCCCGACACCAGUCGACCCUAGCCUUGGAUCUUUCUCCCAUUCCCAAUGCCAAACUCCAUGGCCGACACAUCAAACCCACCAGAUUCAACAAUACAUGGAUGGACCACGAACGGCCUUCUUCGUCCAUGAGAAUGCCCAAGUUUUGCUCGGUGUAAGCCAAUCUACCAAGGAGUCAAACCCUCUACCUCCAGCUUCACAGAGGAGACACGGUUCCCCGUGUUCUCAGCAGACGCUGUCCAGCAGCGAUUCCCAUAGCCCACCCACGGAGAGUGACGUCCUACCCGCAACUCCUCCAGACCACUCAGCCACUUCUCCUUUCUUGCAGCAUAAGCAGGUCUUUGGAAACUGGGAACCCCAACUACAGUCCCAGACGCUCUUUGGAAUGGCCAUGGAAGGGAAUAUUUGUGUUAAUCCUUACGAAGUGAACGACAUGUUCGAGAAGGAGGUAGUCCCAACGAGCUUUGAUACUGCAACCUUCAGCUUCUGCUGCUCAGAGUCUGAUGAGGCCAGUAUUACCCAGCACUCAACUUUGUCGUCACGGCAAAUCAGCCCAGAGCCCGUCAUCAAGCAGGAGGCAACCAUGGUCGACCUACCAUUCCAUCCAAACUACCCUGACCCUGAAUCGAACGGUACAAACAUCUUUGAACCAGAGAUCAAGGCCGAGCCUCUUGCCGCUGACGACGACAAAGACCUGGACUACAAGCCAAAGCCUUCGAGAAAACGUUCCCGCAACACCACUACCAGAUCUCAGGCUCACCCCUCCGGUUCGUCUCAUGAACGAAAGCGGUCCAAGGUUAACAACGACAUCGGUAGUCUAUCUUCAGCGAGACUAAACGCAACACUUUCGUCGAUGAGGAACCCCAAGAUCCUUUGCAAAGAGUGCAAGACCCCCUUUUCCGAUGAGAGCACCCACCAGAAGCACAUGAAACAACAUCAUACCCGCCCCUUUGUGUGCGUCUUCAACUACGCUGGCUGCCCAUCCACCUUUGCCAGCAAGAACGAAUGGAAGCGUCACGUAAGCUCCCAACACUUGGCUCUCCAGUACUGGCUCUGCGAGCAAGACGGUUGCUCCAAAACUACCAACCCUCCCACCAACCGACGUUCCUCCUCCUCUUCCUCCUGCUCCGUCACACCAACGCCCCCCGCUCUACCAAACGGCGCCAUCUUCAACCGCAAAGAUCUCUACACACAGCAUGUUCGCCGCAUGCAUGUGCCGCCACAUGUACGGAAGGCCCAGAAGCAGAAGAAGCCCACCCCCGAGUGGGACGAGCACCUCAAGACUCUCCAGACGGACGCGGAGAAGGUUCGCUGCGAUCUUCCAACAUACAUGCGCUGUCCCGCUGCCGACUGCGGACACGACUUCAACGGACCCCAGGCUUGGGAUGAACGCAUGGAGCACGUUGCGCGACACCUCGAGCGCGCCGCCGAGGGAAAGGAGCCUAUGGUCCACUUUGGCGGAGACCACGACCUGACACUCACACAAUGGGCCUCCAGCGCUGAUGUCUACGUUGUCCGGCGGGUACGAAACAUGACAGCCGAAUGGGAACUCAUUAACCCGCUCAAGGGAGAGAUUGGUCCCUCUGCUGGCAACGGCAAAGGGGGCAGCAGCACCGCCACAAACUCAACUGUUCACAAGGAAAUUGUUGUUGCAGUCUGCUCCGACGAGGAUGCUGAGGGUGAGGACGAAGAGUGAUUUACACUCCGUCACCCAGUCUUCAUGGCUGUUGUUGAUCAUCUAUACGUUACUUGCUACUUGAGAGUUGUUCAAACUGGCAUCUCGGUAGUUCAAGGCUUGUUCAUGUUUUCAUUGAAGUUUCUCCUUUUUUUGAAGUUUCUCCUUUUUUUGUUUUUAGAUACCUUUUCUUUUACAUUCUACUUGCUUGGCC